Molecule: messenger RNA, 3222 nt
Organism: Capronia coronata CBS 617.96
Lineage: Eukaryota; Fungi; Ascomycota; Eurotiomycetes; Chaetothyriales; Herpotrichiellaceae
Exons: 1
Coding region: 1-3222 (1073 amino acids)
Biological process (GO): intracellular protein transport; retrograde transport, endosome to Golgi
Cellular component (GO): cytosol; Ric1-Rgp1 guanyl-nucleotide exchange factor complex; Golgi membrane
Molecular function (GO): protein binding
Source: RefSeq, a predicted model, not a curated record
AUGUAUUGGCCAUGCAGUGUGCCUCAAGUCUCAGCAUAUCAUGGCCCCCAACCAGAGACAGAAGUCGACAACGGCGAGAAGGGAACCGUACGCGUCAAUGAAACCCAUGAUACAACUGAAAAGACAGAGGCCAAUGGGGAUGCUGCUGGAGUGGCCAAUACGAUCCUCGAUCUGCAAACGGCGCGCAAUGAUCACCUCUUCGCGACAAUCACUGCCUCCAGACUAGAUCUAUGGUGCACUCGCCCAGUGGUCUUACUUGCCUCGUUGUCUAGAUCAACGAAUUCACUCCAGACCUAUGGCAGCAACAUAUCUGUGGUGUUCAAGCCAGAUUCAAGUACCAUUAUGCUGCGGACCACAGGGAGUUAUUUGAUUGUGUAUUCGGUUGAAAGUGACCCAACCGCGCGAGUCUUGCAACAGCAAUAUGGAUACAGUCAGGCAAAACGACAAAAUCUCAUGCGGAGUUUCGGAGUGGAUGAUACUGCGGGUGUCGGCGAGGUCCUUCUUCGGUUUCGACGCGCCAUCAAGAUCGAUGCGGGUAUUAACUCUGUCGUGGCACUGGAUGCGGAAUUGGUGGUGGCGACGACGAAGCCUGCCGCUGUGCAGUGUAUCAAGUGGGAACCGCCUAAGGAUGGCCCUCAUGCUGCAGCUCAACUACUGACCAAGAUGGACUGGAUUGGUCAUAAAUCUGCCAUAUCAAUCAUGGUCCAUGAUCGGGCAAUGAAUCUCUCAGUCUGGCUGUCGCAGGACGGAUAUGCCUACGCAGUUCAGCGAAUCAGGCCUCAACUGCCUAGGUCCACAUCCUCAUCCGACUCUCUUCCCUCGUCGAGGUCUUCCACUACUCCUUCAACACGAUUGUUUGACGGCUACUGCUUCCAUCAGCCAGAUACCUGGGGGGAAGCGCGGCUUGCGAGCAUUAAUGCGCGCUUCUCACUGAUUGCUAUCGCCACGUCUGGUGGUGAGAUAAUUUGCUAUGCCGCCAAAGACUACGUAGGCAACAUCCCAUUGUCUCACACAUUCAAAGCAUCUACUUCACCCUCAUCUCGGGGCCUCGUGACACACCUUACUUGGUCACCGGACGGCUACUCUCUCUUCGCCGGCUACGACCGUGGAUGGUCGAUGUGGUCGGUAUUUGGAAAAGAAGGAGCUUCAAGUUUCCACCUAAACUUGACCCAUGCAGAGUCAAACAAUGAAAGAUGGCUGCUCGCCGUCCAACGGGCGAGCUGGAUCAGCGGUGGCGGAGAAAUACUAAUCACAUCGCCGCAUGAAGAGACGAUAUGGAAGCUUGAUAUGUCGCGCAGUGCAGCCAUAGGCUGCUUUUCAUGCGCAAAUCUUGUCCGUGCCCUUCUCCAGACACCUACCGAGUUAACAGUCUACCGGGGUCACGAGCUUCCAGACUUGACGUCCAUCUCAAACGAGGCUUCACUAUGGCAUCAUGCGCAGUAUCCUCCAGUCUACCUCCACAACCAGUGGCCUAUAAAGUCCUGUGUUGUUUCACAAGAUGGCAGAUACAUCGCCAUUGCAGGUCGUCGAGGGCUCGCCCAUUACAGCCUACAAAGCGGACGGUGGAAGACAUUCGCCGAGUCUGCGGUGGAAAACUCAUUCGCCGUCCGCGGGGGAAUGUGCUGGUUCAACCACAUCCUCGCCGUGGCCACUGAAAAUGCCGCAGGCUAUGAUCUGCGUCUCUACUCGCGCGAGCUCGAGCUUGGCCGAUUUCCUCUGCAUACAGAAGCCUUCUCCAUGCCCAUCGUGUUCGUUGGACCAUCAGGCGAAGAUUCCCUGCUGGUGUAUACGUACGAGAACAUCCUCUAUCAUUAUAUCCUCAACAUCACAGCCCGAGGCGCCCAGCUCGUGCAAGUGGGCCAGAUUGCAUUCCACGGGAUCGUACGUGCACCGAGUCGCGUGCGAUCGGUAAGCUGGGUCCUCCCUGACUCUCAACUACGAAACGGCGAUCCUUCGCGAGAUGUGGAGUUUGCCUCGGUGCUGUUUCUGGUCGACGACAAACUGGUUCUGCUGCAGUCAUCGCGCAAUGAUCAGGACGAGUUGAAAUACGACAUGCGCGUCAUUGCCCAGCAUGUCGAGUACUAUAUCCUGAUGCGCGACCAGAUCUACUUCAAUUUCACCGGGCCCGAGGAAUCUGCGCCUCCGACCCCGUCACCCGGGGCAGGGUUCAACAACAUGCGCAGACAACAUCAGUAUUCACUACGGGACUCUUUGUGGAUUUUCAGCGGCGACGAGCUUCGUCUCUGGCCUGACGUUCGCGAACUGUUCAAUCACGCAGCCGACGGAGAUCUGAGCACAUCUCCGCUGCUUUCGAUGUCCGUGGACUUCUACCCGCUAUCCAUCCUCUUGACCAAAGGCGUUGUGCUGGGCAUCGAAUCCGAACUCCUGCAACGACGCGACGUCAACUUCGCCCAAUUCCGAUCCGGAAUCCGGACACAGCUUUUCCUACCCUACAUCCUACGCCACCAAUUGUGCGAAGCGAAAGACACGGCCGCGGCAUUUGGCCUGGCGAACCAGUACCAGCACCUAUCAUAUUUCCCACACGCACUGGAAAUUCUGCUACACCACGUCCUUGACGACGAAGUGGACCGGACCAGAAAAGCAGAGCGGAUACCCAACAACAAUGACAACGACAACCAACAGGUGAAUGACGAACCGUCUCCAGGCCCGUUGCCGGCAGUGCUAUCAUUCCUGCAAUUAGUCCUCCCUCCCACGACCUAUCUGUCGACUUUGGUCCAAUGCAUCCGCAAAACAGAGCUGAGUUCCUGGCGGACAUUAUUCGCCCAUCUCCCGGCCCCACUUGUGCUGUUCGAGCAGGCGCUCGAAUUGGAGGACCUGAAAACAGCCACGGGGUUCCUGAUUGUACUGCAAGGUCUCGAAGAGGAUGACGAGUCAGAUACGUACGACGCCCGCAAGUUCGAGGGCUAUGUGGUGCGGCUGAUGAAGCUGGCACGGCAGAAGUCGGACUUUGAGCUUUGCUCGGAACUGGCGCGAUUCAUGAUGGGCAUUGAUCCGCGAGGAGAGGCGCUGCGAAGGGUCAUUGUCGGGGUGGGCUUCGGGCGGAAACCAACGCAUCUGGCCCCGGCGCGAAGUGUGUCUGGGUCGUUGGUUAUUUCUCCUAAGCAGAAGAAAGUAGAAGGGAGCGCUGAGGCGGGAGGAGAGUCCAGAGCACGUUCUGGGGGUGGCGGAGAUUACUUUUCUCCGUCGCCUGGUGGAUUUUGA